AUGCUCGCUUGCAUACGACUUCACACAUCUGGAGUAUCGGCUACACGCAUUCAUCGACAUCCCUCAUUUCGGAGGUACAUACAAACCGCGUUGGGCGAGGCAUAUCUCGAGCCUGUACCGACGCACCCCGGCGUUACAUGCCUCGCACUCAACCGUCCACAGGCUAAGAAUGCCAUAUCGGUUAAACUACUGCAGGAGUUCCACGAAUGUCUGGAGACAGUUCAAUUCGACAACAGCGUGCGCGUGCUGGUAGUCAAGUCAUCCACCCCCGGAUCGUUCUGUGCAGGUGCAGAUCUCAUCGAGCGGCGCACCAUGUCCAAAACCCAAGUGGACAAAUUCCUCCUCGACCUUCGAGCCGCACUUACUGCUCUGGAGAAUCUUCCCUGUCCGACGAUUGCUGCCAUCGAUGGUCCUGCCCUCGGAGGAGGGCUUGAGCUUGGCCUGGCUUGUGACUUGAGAGUGGCAGGUUACUCUGUGACCAGGAUCGGAUUGCCGGAGACACGGCUAGGUAUCAUCCCAGGUGCAGGAGGAACGCAACGUUUGACACGUCUUCUCGGUCUGGCCAAGGCGAAGAGUCUUAUCUUCACCGCUCGAUCGCUCACCGCCUCAGAGGCGCUGGACUUCGGUGUGGUCGACUAUAUCUCGUCUGCGGAUACUAGUGCGCUCGACAAGGCACUCGAACUGGCCGGGGAGAUCGCCCAGAACGCACCGCUCGCUUUACGUGCAGCGAAGCAAGCCAUCUCUCGUGCCCCCGAGCUCAGCUUAGAGACAGGUCUGGACUUUGAGCGCGCAUCAUACGAGCCUCUACUCAAGACCAGUGACCGCAUGGAAGCAUUGAACGCUUUCAGGGAGAAGCGUCCACCCGUGUUCAAGGGAGAGUAG
Molecule: messenger RNA, 882 nt
Organism: Laetiporus sulphureus 93-53
Lineage: Eukaryota; Fungi; Basidiomycota; Agaricomycetes; Polyporales; Laetiporaceae
Product: ClpP/crotonase
Exons: 7
Coding region: 1-882 (293 amino acids)
Biological process (GO): fatty acid beta-oxidation
Cellular component (GO): mitochondrion
Molecular function (GO): enoyl-CoA hydratase activity
Source: RefSeq, a predicted model, not a curated record